Molecule: messenger RNA, 1941 nt
Organism: Eremothecium sinecaudum
Lineage: Eukaryota; Fungi; Ascomycota; Saccharomycetes; Saccharomycetales; Saccharomycetaceae
Product: HEL273Cp
Exons: 1
Coding region: 1-1941 (646 amino acids)
Molecular function (GO): oxidoreductase activity; copper ion binding
Source: RefSeq, a predicted model, not a curated record
AUGUUUAGAAAGGGCUAUAUACCGCUGUUGAACGUCGAGACUUUCUCGCUCGGAGAUGGAAAAUAUGGGCUGAACUCAAGCAGACGGCGGCCAAUUUGGACACGCCUGUUAUUCUAUAUACUUUGCGUGGCCAUCCCUUUGCUUAUUAUUAUGUUCGGCGCCAGGGAAUUUCGAAUACAGUCUGAAAAAUCUCAACCGCGCUCCUGGAGGCUAGAUACUCAAAGGAACUAUACUAUGAACCGGGGCUAUUGGAAGAAGGAGAAUAAGAGCCAAGACAGGCAUUACUAUUUUAAUAUUACCAAAUUGGUUGAGGGGGGUCCUGACGGCGUCAUACGAAAUUUAACUGUAGUGAACGGUCAGUAUCCAGGACCGCUAAUAGAAGCCAACGCAGGGGAUACAUUAUGGAUCCACGUUAAUAAUCUGAUGAAAGAUGAGCCAGUUACGAUACACUGUCAUGGGUUGUUUUUUAACAACGAAGAUAAUUUCAACGACGGUGCGGCUGGCAUUAAUCAGUGUCCGAUACCAGCUGGAGACCAUUAUACCUACAAAAUUAAGAUUGAUGAGAAGCAGUGGGGCACCUACUGGUAUCAUUCGCAUUUUUCUACGCAAUAUGCGGAUGGACUUUUUGGGCCAUUGGUAAUACACUCUCGGGAAGAGGAUGAGGUCCUUGAGGAUUACGACGAAGAUAUGGUUGUCAUGGUUAAUGACUACUAUCACAAUGUUGCAUCGACAUAUUUGGAAAAUUAUAUGUCGCCUGAAAAUGAAAAUACAGAGCCUACGCCGAAUAAUGCAUUAAUACAGGGAAUUGGUACAUAUAACCAUGACUCUCCAAUGUAUAUGGCCCCGCAUGUUGAGCAGAGAGAUGAGGGUGAGCGUCAAGAAGCAAGCCCUAGCAUGCCUGUGAUAAAUUUGAAGCCUGGCCGUAAGUCUCGGUUGCGAUUGAUAAAUGCUGGGUUUUUCGCUCCAUUUGAAUUUUCGGUGGACCAACAUACGCUUAAUAUCAUCGAAGCCGACGGUACCAACACAGUGCCAAAAGAGGUGGAGUCAGUCGCACUUUCGGUAGGACAGCGGUAUUCCUUUAUACUUGACCGGAAAGAUACUGAGUUAGAUUCAUUCUGGAUCCGUGCGAGGUUUAACGAAUUCUGCUUUAAAGAAGAUGACAUAUCUUUUGAUACUGAAGUCCGAGCCAUAGUCAGCUACAGUGAGAAUAAAAAAUACAGGGCAGUAGAGAGCAAAGGUUGGGAAUAUAAGGGCCCUGAUCCCAAGUGCAGAGACUCUCAUCAAAGCCUAUUCAAAACUCUUAACGGUAAGGUGCCUCUAGGGAAAGAAAAUAAUCGAAGGCCUGACACACUUGUCAAGUUAAACAUAGCAUUUUUAACAAAAGAGCGCCAAUUGACAAGGGGUUAUUUCAACGAUGUUACAUACUAUCCACUUAAAACAAGCUGUUCACUAUAUGACCUUGCGUUUAUGCCUAACAAUAACACUCUCAGACUACUCGAUAGUGAGGAUAAAUUGGAAACAAAAAAUGAGAACCAAUAUUUAAUUAACCUUGACGAGCGUGGAGCAGUUGUGGAUUUAGUAUUGAAUAACUAUGAUGAUGGAGCUCAUCCUUUUCAUAUGCAUGGAUACAAAUUUUGGGUGCUAAAAGAGGGAGAAAAGGGCUACUUUAAUGAAGACUCUUAUGCUCUGGAUGCCAGUGACAUGGAUUUUGAUAAUCCUAUUUAUCGUGAUACAAUAAAUGUUAACGGAUUCGGUUACGCCGUGAUCCGAUUUGUGGCAAAUAACCCUGGCGUCUGGCCGUUUCAUUGUCACAUUGGCUGGCAUAUGGAAGCGGGUCUUCUCCUACAAAUGAACAUCCUACAAAGUGAAUAUUCCAAAUGGCAGCAUUUUCCCUUUGCGUGGAACAAUCACUGCCAAGCAACUAUAAAAAGCAACCAUUGA